CCAGCCAUCUGUUACCUGCCUUGUUUCCUGGGGAGAGCGAGUCCUCCUCCCGCUGCUCUGGAGAUCCCGCGAGUGUGCCCCCAGGAGCCUGGGGGCCGCUGCGGGCCCCGGCAAUGACUGCCUCCUAGGGAGCCUCCACACCUGGGUGCCAGCUGCGUGAGGCUAAGGAACGGGCGUUCUUGCCCGCACCCCGCGCUCCAACUGGAAGAGGAAGAGCCGGAGUUGCCCAGGGGUGGGCUGGGCAUGUCUGAGUCUUCACCCUGCCCCACCGGCCAGGAGACCCCUGCCCCAGGCUGUAGGCUGGGGGCCUUGUACUGGGGCUGUGUCCGCAAUGACCCUGUCCAGCUUCAAGCCACGUUGGAUGGUGGGGUCUCCCCAGAAGAAGCCACCCAGGUGGAUGGCAACGGGAGGACAGGUCUCAUGGUUGCCUGCUACCGAGGCUUCGAGAGUGUUGUGGCUCUGCUCAGCCGCUGCCCUUUCCUUGAUGUGAACCAGCAGGAUAAAGAAGGGGACACUGCCCUCAUGCUGGCUGCCCAAGCAGGCCAUGUGCCUCUGGUGAGUCUUCUGCUCAACUAUUACCCGGGCCUGGACCUGGAGCGCCGAGACCAGCGGGGGCUAACAGCACUGAUGAAGGCUGCUGUGCGGAACCGUUCGGAAUGCGUGGCUGCCCUCCUCAUGGCAGGUGCUGACCUGACAGCGGUGGAUCCUCUUCGGGGCAAGACGGCCCUAGAAUGGGCACUGCUGACCGACAGCUUCGACACUGUGCAGAGGAUCCGGGCGCUGCUGCGGCGCCCCCAAAUAGAGCAGCUGAGCCAGCAUUACCAGCCCGAGUGGCCAGCCUUGCCUGGGCUCGUGGCUCAGGCCCAGGCCCAGGCCCAGGCCCAUGCUACCCCAUCUCUCCUAGAGCGAUUGCAGGCCACUUUGAGCCUCCCCUUUGCCCAGUCUCCUCAGGAGGGGGGUGUCCUGGACCACCUUGUGACUAUCACCACCAGCCUGGCCAGUCCCUUCCUCACCACGGCCUGCCAUACCCUGUGCCCUGACCGGCCACCUGUGCUGGGCACCCGAAGCAAGUCUGUGCCAGAGCUGCUAGGCACUGCCCCACCCCCUCCCCCAGCCCCCCAACCCCCCCAGGUAGUCCCUGGCUCCCGGGUCCUCAUCCCCUACCAGAGCCGUCAGGGUGUGCUGAGUAUGUGCUCUCAGUGGCUACAGCCCAGGGACAGUAGUAGCCCCAGGCCCCCAAACCCCAAGAUCCGCCUCUCCAAGGCACCCUCAUCUUCCACACAGUACAAGCCAGAGCCCAGGCGCAGAGAGAAUCAAAGCCUAGCCCUUCCUGUCUGGAGAUACCAGGAGCUCAGGAUGGAGAGGAAGAGGAGGGAGGAGGAGGAGGGUAGGUGAGCACAGAAUUAG
This is a messenger RNA of Mustela erminea (ermine), 1407 nucleotides long. It is a transcript of the gene ANKRD33, whose product is annotated as ankyrin repeat domain 33. Gene Ontology annotation, biological process: negative regulation of transcription by RNA polymerase II; negative regulation of transcription regulatory region DNA binding. Lineage: Eukaryota; Metazoa; Chordata; Mammalia; Carnivora; Mustelidae. The transcript has 5 exons. Gene Ontology annotation, molecular function: protein binding. The record is from RefSeq and is a predicted model, not a curated record.